AUGUUUAGAAAGAAAAAAUCAAAGAAAGCUCCUUGUGAUAUUCCUCGAGACUUAGAGGCACUUGGAUAUAAAAUUGAUGAAAAAAAUCAACUUGUAUCUAUAGAAGACGGCGAAAUUUAUAAAUUUGAGGUAAAAGACAGGGCUUAUAAUGAACGUUUGUACGAUAUUAUAAUGGAACUUUUGGCCUCUUGGGUCGAAGAAAAGCUUCAAAAAGAUCUUGGUUUUAUAAAAAAGAUACUACCUCUUGGCGCUACGGAAAAUGAUAUACAUACCAAAAUUUUUCUGACUCCAGAUUAUGAAACCAAUGACAAGAUGAUUAUAUUCAUUCCUGGAACUGCUCAUUCAGUCGGUAUCUGGUCGCGAAGAGCUCUCAUAGAUAUUUCUGUUAUAGAUGGUUCAAUGAUCAAUUAUGCAAAACGUGCCUUAGACUUGGGGUUUUCUGUCGUAAUGUUGAAUCCUAAUGAAGUAUUUUGGUAUAAGGGAAAAGGAAGUGAAUCCCCGGAAGCUCACACUAGCUAUGUAUUCGAGAAUAUCGUAAUACCAUCUGCGGCACAAAAAAUUUUCAUCAUUGCUAACAGUUAUGGAGGUCAUUGUGCCAUUGAUGUUAUGCAAAACCACAUUAAUGAGUUAUCUGAAAGGGUAAAAGCUAUCGAGUUUACCGUGUCAGCUCAUUCUAUUGAUUUUGUAAAGACAGAUCGUAUGAAAGUUUGGAUACGUGAGCACUGUCGUAAUUGGCUCAUGUCAGAUCUGCCGAUAGGAGAAGAAAUAAUUGACACAAGAUUUGGAUGUCACUCUUUUUCAUCAGGAUCCGAACUUAUCGAAUAUAUAACGUAUGCGGUGAUUGAUUUGGUUUUUAAAUUUAUUGAAAAUAAAUUGAUUAACCCUGAGAAUUUUCAAGACGACACAUGCGACACAGAUGAUGAUCUCCUUAUUAGUGAAAGCCAGCACAUAUUUGAUACACUUGUCAGCAAUGUACAAGGUACUAAAUAUGAUUUUGACGAUAACGAAAAUGGUCGUAUUGUGGAGGAGACAGAUGGAUCUGCAUGGCUUAGUAAUUAG
Molecule: messenger RNA, 1059 nt
Organism: Dentiscutata erythropus
Lineage: Eukaryota; Fungi; Glomeromycota; Glomeromycetes; Diversisporales; Gigasporaceae
Source: the annotation of a GenBank genome assembly